Gymnodraco acuticeps is the source of this 2346-nucleotide messenger RNA. It is a transcript of the gene asb11, whose product is annotated as ankyrin repeat and SOCS box containing 11. Gene Ontology annotation, biological process: positive regulation of protein catabolic process; intracellular signal transduction; protein ubiquitination. Lineage: Eukaryota; Metazoa; Chordata; Actinopteri; Perciformes; Bathydraconidae. Gene Ontology annotation, molecular function: protein binding. The coding region runs from base 99 to 983 and encodes 294 amino acids. The record is from RefSeq and is a predicted model, not a curated record. The transcript has 7 exons.
GAGAGGGAAGAAGGAAGGCCGACCACAGGUCCGUGUAUUCUCCUGGGUGAGCCUUAGUCCUGGUAAGUCUUAGACACGUCUUCUGUUUCAUUUACAUCAUGGUUGCAGUUCAGACUGAGGUUUCCCUUUGCACCCAACCUUGGCAGAGGCCCCUGUACAUCUACGGGGGGUUGGCAUGCAACUCACUGAUGGCUGAUUUCUGGUCCGACAGAACUCCUCUCCAUGAAGCCGCCUACCAAGGCAGACUGCUACACCUGAGGAGCCUCAUCGCACAGGGCUUCCAUGUAGACACGCUCAGUUUGGACAGAGUCUCUCCUCUCCAUGAAGCUUGCCUUGGCAGCCAUUAUGCUUGUGCAAAGUUCCUGCUGGACAGUGGUGCAAAUGUGGAGGCAGUUUCAACAGAUAGUGCCACACCUCUCUUCAACUCUUGCAGCAGUGGGAGUGCUGCUUGUGUCAGGCUCAUGCUGCAGCACGGUGCCUCCACACACACCCCCUACCAGCUAGUAUCACCUCUACAUGAGGCUGCUAAGAAAGGUCACAGAGAGUGUCUGGAGUUGCUGCUGUCGUAUGGAGCUCACAUCGACAUGGAGCUGCAGGUGGGGGGGACGCCGCUGUACUCUGCCUGCAUGGCCCAGACUGCAGCCUGUGUCAGGGCGCUGCUAUGCUCAGGAGCAGAUGUUCGGAUCGGGUGUGGGCAGGACAGUCCUUUACAUGCUGCAGUUCGAAGUGGAAGAGCCAACGUUGUGGAUCUCCUGCUGGACUUCGGGGCUGAUGGGUGUUGUAGGAAUGCAGAGGGAAAGACUCCUCUGGAUCUCUCAUUGCCAAACAGCACAGUUAGGGACACGUUGCAGAAAAAAGGUCCCUGCUCUCUGUCGCAGCUCUGUCGCCUCGGUAUUCGUCGAAGUCUGGGAAGGAGUCGUCUCCACCGAGCCUCUGGCCUCUCCCUCCCUCACAGUAUCAAGGACUUCCUCCUCUAUCAAUGAGACGUCUCUGCCCUGAAACCUUGCCUCUUUGUGCGCCCCAUGCUGAUUGUCCUUCACAUUUGUGCCUUGUCCCUGGCAAGGGAAAAAAUGGACAUCGAGAGAACAUGGAAACUAAAUCAGUCAUCUGUAUUUUAUAGUAUUGUUGCUUUUGAUAUAAUUAUUGUUAUUCAUGCUAUUUUGGAUACAAGCAUUAGAAGUUCCAAUAUAUUCAUAUUGCAGUUCAUUUGUAUCAGGUUUUGUAUUUUUAUAUGUAUAAUGAAGUGUUUUCUAUUUCCUUUUCAUAAAUUCUAUACUACUUUAUUCCAAAACCUUGCAAUGGGUAACUUUCCAGAUUAUACAAACAAAUCAGUUUACAGCUGUUGGUAGUACUACUGCCAAUGUGAAAAAGUAGUAUUAUUGGCUCCGGAGACUGAGAAGCCAUGUCCCUUGAGUACGUAUCCAUUGAGGACUACAAGUUUGAAAAUGACAAAAAUCUUGGGUUGUAAAGCAAGAAAGAAGAAGACUCUGUAUCCACUAAGAGUAAAUACUGUAUUUUGUAAAAAGUUUUUUUUAAUUUUUUUUUAUGUACACAUCACUGCACAAUGUAUAACCAACUUAAAUGGCCUUCUUUAAAUGUAAGAAGGCACGCAUUGGCUUCAGCUGAUAUUUAAAUGCAUUUAUCUUAACUAUCCCCCUUAUUUAAAGCAGUAUUUUGUACCCUACUCACCAAAUCAUCAAGUUAGACAUUCUGUUCAGAUUUAUUUCGCUGUCCCCUCUGCAAAAACAUUGAUUGGCAGAAAAGCAUUCAUGUUCAAAGCUCCAACAGACUGGAAUACUUUACCUGCUGCUAUUAGAUCUCUUGCAUCAUUGGGUAUGUUUAAACAUGCAUUAUCAUCUCACUUUCAACUGUUAUUAAUGAAACUGAUAUUGAUGAAACUGAUUUGCUCGACUGUCUCAAAUUGUAAUGAUUGUGUGCAUUGCUUGAAUUUUACUUAACAGACUGUAUUUUGUCUUCUUGUUUAUGUAUGUAAGUUGUUGCUAUUGUCGGGACCCCCUUGAAAACGAGAUGGUGCAUCUCAAGGGGUUUAUCCCAAUGAAUAAAAAUGUCUAUAUAUGUUAGAAAGCUGGACAAGUGAUUUCAUUCAGCAGGUGGGACUUCACUGUUUUAGCUUUAAUUGGCUCCUAUUUACACAAUUGCAAUUCCUGACUGUAAGGCUCAAAUAUGGUAUUGUGGUUUCUGACCCGUAAUGUAAAGUGCAUGUUUGCAGGCAUUUGAGGACUUGCGAAGUGAGUUUUUUUACAUUUCUAUGAAUGUCACCACAUCAUUGUUACCCUGAGUGCGGAUCCACAUAACUUCCUACAAUAAAUUCAGCUGACAUAAAGA